Molecule: messenger RNA, 748 nt
Organism: Ilyonectria robusta
Lineage: Eukaryota; Fungi; Ascomycota; Sordariomycetes; Hypocreales; Nectriaceae
Exons: 1
Coding region: 98-448 (116 amino acids)
Biological process (GO): AMP biosynthetic process; ATP biosynthetic process
Molecular function (GO): bis(5'-nucleosyl)-tetraphosphatase (asymmetrical) activity
Source: RefSeq, a predicted model, not a curated record
CAUCAAUUUGCUGGCCAUAUUACCGCAGUAAGUUCUUGACGAGCUCGAGAAUCCUGAUUUGAAACUCAGAGGGCUCAGAAAAACCAGCUUCGAAACCAUGGUGCCGUCACUGGAGCAAUCCAUUUUCUUCGCAAAUCAAUUCGCCAUCAGUUGCGGCACCGUCUCGGUAGAUGUCGCGAGAGCGAAAGUGUUGCUUAUCCGCUGGCGGAAGACGGGCGAGUACCUACUUCCCAAGGGACGGAAAGAUUUAAGUGAAGGCCUCGAGGACACUGCGACGCGAGAAACAUUCGAGGAGACUGGCAUACCCGUUCAACUGCUCCCCGUCAAUAUCAAGACCAUGGCUACUUUGCCAUCUUCUAUGAGGGCCGAGGGCAGCCCCACAGCCGUCACUAAACCCUUCGCUGUCACACAGCAAGUCAACAAGGGAAUUCUGAAGAUCAUGUUUUGAUAUAUUGCGAGCGCGGAUAGCACAGCUAUUCGAGAAGAAGGCACGCAGGAUGAAGACGAGGAUUUUGAUACAAUCUGGGUUGGUUUCAACGAGAUUGAAUCUGUCUUGAGUUUUGAUGACGACAAAGGUGUUGCUCACGAAGCAAUUGCCGUAAUUCGCCGGGGGCAAGUGGCAGCUUGAUGGUGGUGAUAUCUGAGUGUGGUUAGUGGGCUAAGUCUCCAAGACAAAAGCAGGGCUCUAUAUAUCAUAAAAGCCUGUCAAGCUAAAAUUGAAGGCAUCUGGAUCUUCCAUUGAACAACC